AAGAACUCGAUAGAAAACGAUCAAGACCUUCAAAGGAAUUCUCUGCUCCCACAACCUAGACGCUGGCGAAAUUGUCCCAAUGGACAGAUGCCAUGAGAACUAAAAACUGAACUGAAAAUAUUAUAGAUUACACAUACAUUUACUUUAUGAAUUCGAAUAAAUAUUUGAAAUUGCGCUCUUAAUAACAGCAAGGUUAUUAAAAUGGGCUUGCGAAAUAUUCCUCGCCGGCUGUACAGUCACUACAAAAGUCCUUUCACGUGUAAAUGUAGUUACUCAACUGUCUCUGUCGAUAAACUGCAAAGUGUAGUCGGACUGGAAGUUCACGCACAGUUAAAUACUGAAACUAAACUGUUUUCCGGCGCUCAGAAUACUUUUGGUGGUGUGGUGAACAAUUGUGUGGCUUUAUUAGACGCUGCCAUACCUGGAACGUUGCCUGUUUUGAAUAGAAAGUGUGUGGAAUUGGCAAUAAAAACAGCCCUCGCUCUCUCGUGCAAAGUCAACGAAGUGUCUACAUUUGAUAGAAAACAUUACUUUUACGCCGAUUUGCCGGCUGGUUAUCAAAUAACGCAACAGAGAGCCCCUUUAGCCAGUGAUGGAGUCAUUGAUUUUCAGGUUUAUACUCCCGGCAUUCACAAGAAACCUUACAAGAAGAGUUCAAAGAUCAAGCAAAUCCAGCUGGAGCAAGACAGCGGCAAGUCCCUUCACGACCCGGAGCUCAAGCGCAGCCUUGUGGAUCUCAACCGGGCUGGAGCACCACUGAUUGAACUGGUGUUUGAACCUGACUUGGAGGAUGGAGAAGAGGCAGCGGCGCUGGUGAAGGAGCUGAUGCUGAUCGUACAGCGUCUCGGUGCAUGCUCAGGCCGCCUGCAAGAAGGCGCGUUGCGAGUCGACGCUAACGUGUCGCUGCGACGCGCCGGUGACCCGCUGUCCACACGCACUGAAAUAAAGAACAUUGGGUCGGUCCGCGGCGUGGCGGCGGCGAUCAAGCAUGAGAUCGCGCGGCAACGCGACGUGUUAUCGCGCGGCGGCGUCAUCGUCAACGAGACGCGAGCGUGGGACGCUGUCAAACGAGCCACCGUCGCUAUGCGGGACAAGGAGCAAGUGCAAGAUUAUAGGUAUAUGCCAGAACCGAAUCUCCCGCCGCUCCGUGUCAACCUGAACACAAAGGACGCCACACAAGACGUGCUGAGCGUGCCUCUCAUACAAGACUCCAUACCAGACCUCCCCGAACAUUCCAGAAGGAAACUCAUACAGGACUACCAACUGCGGCCCGAUACCGCCAUUCAGCUAGUCAAUGAGCCGAUCCUACUCGAAUAUUUCCAGAGCUUGACUUCAGAAAACGUGAAAAACUCAACCAAAAUCGCCAACUUACUCAUCAACGAUCUACUAACGGUGCUUAAUAAGAAAAACUUAGAUGUCGAAGAAUGUAAUGUAACUAUUAAACAACUAAAAGAGAUUGUUGACAUGCUUGUUGCAAAGCAAAUUAGUCUUGAAGUUUGUAAAAAAGUUCUAGAAGAGUUGGUCGAUUCUAAUAUUGCUAUAUCCCCUUCUAAAAUCGUGAAAGAAAAAGGCUGGUCUUUGGUCACAGAUGAAGAAGAAAUCACUAAGAAAUGUGUGGAAGUCAUUGAGAAUAACCCUAAAUUGGUGAAGCAGUAUAAGGAAGGGAAAGUCAAAGUAUUCUCGGCCUUGUUAGGAGCGUUAGUUAAGAGCUCUAGUAGUAAGUUAGAUAUGUCACUAGCAUCCAAAAAGAUGGAGGAGUUGUUGAAGAAGAAUUAAAAUAUUGAAUAAUGGA
Messenger RNA from Leguminivora glycinivorella, 1792 nucleotides. It is a transcript of the gene GatB, whose product is annotated as glutamyl-tRNA(Gln) amidotransferase subunit B, mitochondrial. NCBI's taxonomy places the organism in Eukaryota, Metazoa, Arthropoda, Insecta, Lepidoptera, Tortricidae. Gene Ontology annotation, biological process: glutaminyl-tRNAGln biosynthesis via transamidation; mitochondrial translation. The transcript is spliced from 5 exons. The coding region runs from base 202 to 1776 and encodes 524 amino acids. Gene Ontology annotation, molecular function: glutaminyl-tRNA synthase (glutamine-hydrolyzing) activity. The record is from RefSeq and is a predicted model, not a curated record.